AUGUCGCUCAUGGUCGUCAGCAUGGCGUGUGUUGGGUUCUUCUUGCUGCAGGGGGCCUGGACACAUGAGGGUGGUCAGGACAAGCCCUUCCUCUCUGCCUGGCCCAGCCCUGUGGUGUCUGAAGGAGAACAUGUGGCUCUUCAGUGUCGCUCUCGUCUUGGGUUUAACGAAUUCAGUCUGUCCAAAGAAGACGGGAUGCCUGUCCCUGAGCUCUACAACAGAGUAUUCCGAAACACCGUUUUCAUAGGCCCUGUGACCCCAGCACAUGCAGGGACCUACAGAUGUCGGGGUUCACACCCACACUUCCUCACUGGGUGGUCAGCACCCAGCAACCCCCUGGUGAUCAUGGUCACAGGAGUCCACAGAAAACCUUCCCUCCUGGCCCACCCAGGUCCCCUGGUGAAAUCAGAAGAGACAGUCAUCCUGCAAUGUUGGUCAGAUGUCAUGUUUGAGCACUUCCUUCUGCACAGAGAGGGGAAGUUUAAUGACACUUUGCGCCUCACUGGAGAGCUCCAUGAUGGGGUCUCCAAGGCCAACUUCUCCAUCGGUCGCAUGACGCAAGACCUUGCAGGGACCUACAGAUGCUACGGUUCUGUUCCUCAUUCCCCCUAUCAGUUGUCAGCUCCCAGUGACCCUCUGGACAUCGUGAUUACAGGUCUAUGUGGGAAACCUUCUCUCUCAGCCCAGCCGCGCCCCAUGGUUAAGGCAGGAGAGAGCGUGACCUUGUCCUGCAGCUCCCGGAGCUCCUAUGACAUCUACCAUCUAUCAAGGGAGGGGGAGGCUCAUGAACUUAGGUUCCCUGCAGUGCCCAAGGUCAAUGGAACCUUCCAGGCCAACUUUCCUCUGGGCCCUGCCACCCACGGAGGGACCUACAGAUGCUUCGGCUCUUUCCGUGACUCUCCCUACGAGUGGUCAGACCUUAGUGACCCACUGCUUGUUUCUGUCACAGAUGUUUUUUGCUCUCUCCACACCUUGGAGACUCAGUGGGGGAGUCUUCUCUGGGGACUCGGGGAGGGCCUCCCUGGGACUCGCAGGAUUUCCAAGCUAGAUGACAACAUGACAGGUGGAAACAGGCCCAUUCCUUCGCCAGGGGCCCCAAGCUCCAUCCCAGGAGAUGAGAAGAGGCUCUUCUCAUUGAAAGAAUGUGUGGCUUGUCUGCUCUCCAGCCCUGUCAUGGAGAUUGAUAAUCCUUAG
Homo sapiens (human) is the source of this 1194-nucleotide messenger RNA. It is a transcript of the gene KIR3DL1, whose product is annotated as killer cell immunoglobulin like receptor, three Ig domains and long cytoplasmic tail 1. The transcript has 7 exons. The record is from RefSeq and is a predicted model, not a curated record. The coding region runs from base 1 to 1194 and encodes 397 amino acids. Gene Ontology annotation, cellular component: plasma membrane. NCBI's taxonomy places the organism in Eukaryota, Metazoa, Chordata, Mammalia, Primates, Hominidae.